Coregonus sp. 'balchen' is the source of this 942-nucleotide messenger RNA. Lineage: Eukaryota; Metazoa; Chordata; Actinopteri; Salmoniformes; Salmonidae. The record is from the annotation of a GenBank genome assembly.
AUGUUUGUGGACUGUGGUGGAGUGUGUGUGGACUGUGGUGGAGCAUGUGUGGACUGUGGUGGAGUGUAUGUGGACUAUGGUGGAGCGUGUGUGGAAUGUGGUGGAGCGUGUGUGGACUGUGGUGGAGCGUGUGUGGACUGUGGUGGAGCGUGUGUGGACUGUGGUGGAGCGUGUGUGGACUGUGGUGGAGUGUAUGUGGACUGUGGUUUAGCGUGUGUGGAAUGUGGUGGAGCGUGUGUGGACUGUGGUGGAGCGUGUGUGGACUGUGGUGGAGCGUGUGUGGACUGUGGUGGAGCGUAUGUGGACUGUGGUGGAGUGUGUGUGGACUGGGUGGAGCGUGUGUGGACAGUGGUGGAGCAUGUAUGUGGACUGUGGUGGAGAGUGUCAGGACUGUGGUGAAGAGACUCUUGUCCAUGUGUUCUGAUUUGUACUGUGUAUAUGUAAUGUUUUCUUUCUGCAUAUGUCAGUGCACAUCGAGCCUUAUCUCUGAGUGAUCAAGCUAAAACUGUGUUUAUUGGUGCAUGAUUGUGUCAGCAUCAGUAAAGAUUAACAUCACAGCUUUGCACUGCCAUAGAUAUAUUCCACCCUCUCUAUCGCUAGUGUGUGUGGACUGUGGUGGAGUGUAUAUGAACUGUGGUGGAGCAUGUGUGGACUGUGGUGGAGUAUGUGUACUGUGAUGGAGAGUGCGUGGACUGUGGUGGAGCGUUUUGAACUGUGGUGGAGUGUAUGUGAACUGUGGUGGAGCGUGUGUGGACUGUGGUGGAGCGUGUGUGGACUGUGGUGGAGCGUGUGUGGACUGUGGUGGAGCAUGUGUGGACUGUGGUGGAGCGUUUGUGGACAGUGGUGGGAAAUGUGUGGACUAUGGUGGAGCGUGUGUGGACAGUGGUGGAAUGUGUGUGGACUGUGGUGGAGAGUGUCUGGACUGUGUUGGAGCGUGUGUGA